Metarhizium acridum CQMa 102 is the source of this 1419-nucleotide messenger RNA. Its product is annotated as putative secondary metabolism biosynthetic enzyme. The record is from RefSeq and is a predicted model, not a curated record. Lineage: Eukaryota; Fungi; Ascomycota; Sordariomycetes; Hypocreales; Clavicipitaceae.
AUGAUCAACCAUCAACUAUCUCAAAUGGAAGUGACGGAGGUAUUCCGAGAUGCCAUUGUCAUAGAGACAGGGUGUGAUAUAGGGCACUCUGACAUCAACACCGACUUCUCAGAUCUUGGCCUUGAUCCUCUGGCCGCCAUUAAUGUGCUCAAUAUUGUGACCAAUAGAACUGGUAUCGAGCUUCCAGCUUCCCUGUUUCGCGACUGUAAGACAUUAUCCGAUAUUGCCAAGCGUCUGGGCCAGAACCAAGGUAUCGGCGGAUCGACCUCUGCCACUGAACAGCUCUCGUCGCAAGCCGGACAACAUGUCAAAGACGUGUUUUUAGAGCUGAGCAAACAUGAAAGGCAAUUUGCAGAAGAAGCAGGCUUCGCCAAUUUUUGGACGGCAGUGUACCCUGCCGAGCGCCGGCUGGUGCUAUCCUUUGUGUACAAAACUUUCUCCGACUUGGGGUGCGCUCUUGAUAAUGUUCAGGCUGGCAAAAUAGUUCCACGUCCCCAGGGAAUUCUAGACAAGCAUCGUCGAGUAUUUGACGGUGCACUAUUCGAGAUUCUCAAGGAUGGUGGCAUCGUAAGCGAAACUGCGGCCGGCUACAUCCGUACGUCCACCCCGAUAGACACAACGCCAUCUGAAGAAAUUUACAAUGACCUCGUCCGGGAUCACCCCCUGUUCGCCAAGGUCCACGAACUUGUUCAUGUUACGGGCUCGCGGUUUGCGGAAUGCCUGAGCGGAAAGACGGACCCCAUCAAGCUCCUGUUUGGGAAACACAAGGACUUGUUGCAACAUUUCUACACCGACGCUCCCAUGUGUUUGGCAGCCUCGCUACAUCUCGCCGCGCUUAUCAAACGUGUUUACGGUCCCCGAGCGCAUGGAGACAACGGAUGCAUCGAAAUUUUGGAAGUAGGUGCCGGUAUGGGAGGGACAACGAAAUUUGUCAUCGAUGCGCUUGCUGAGGCCAACGUCCCUUUCAAAUACGUCUUCACUGAUAUAUCUUCGUCAUUUUUUGCCGCUGCAAAGCGCCGAUUUUCGAAUAUUGCACCUGGUUCCAUUGAAUGCCUCAUCCUGGAUAUUGAGAAAGAGCCCCCGGAGCCAUUGCAGCGGCGCUUUGACUUGGUCAUUUCGACCAACUGCAUCCACGCGACCAAGAGUCUGCUUACAUCGUGCUCAAAUGUGCAUGCGCUCCUGCGACCAGGAGGGUUCUUUGCCUUGAUCGAGUUCACUACUAGGUUCUAUUGGCUUGACCUUGUGUUUGGAUUACUGGAUGGGUGGUGGCUCUUUGAGGAUGGUAGAAAACACUGUACGGUUAACGGGACCUCGUGGAAGACGAACCUCCAGGCUUCGGGGUUCAGCGAUGUACUUUGGACAGAAGCAGAGGGGAUCGAGAAGCCGGAUCCGCAACUGCUCGUGGCUUAUACAGAUUAA